Molecule: messenger RNA, 1113 nt
Organism: Heterocephalus glaber (naked mole-rat)
Lineage: Eukaryota; Metazoa; Chordata; Mammalia; Rodentia; Bathyergidae
Product: olfactory receptor 5T9
Biological process (GO): G protein-coupled receptor signaling pathway
Cellular component (GO): membrane
Molecular function (GO): G protein-coupled receptor activity; olfactory receptor activity
Source: RefSeq, a predicted model, not a curated record
AUGGACCAAAGUUCUGCACCUCUGUCUGAUCUUUUCAGUGACAAGGAUUCUAUGUGCCUCUCCGCAACACAAAUCGUGGACUCUGUUUUCACCACAUUGCCUUUAAACUUAGAAAUCAUAACUGAAAUGUCAGAGACAGCAAAAGACAUGGAGUCACCCAUGAUUUCUUUGAGGAACACGACUGAAGUCACUGUGUUUAUCCUGACUGGUUUCACAGAUGAUUUUCACCUGCAAGUCUUCCUGUUUUCCCUAUUCCUGGCAGUCUAUCUCUUCACUCUGGUGGGAAAUUUGGGUCUGAUAGCAUUGGUCAUCAGUGAUAUCCGGCUCCACAAACCCAUGUACUAUUUUCUCAGUGUGCUAUCAUUCUUGGAUGCCUGCUACUCCACAGUUGUCACCCCCAAAAUGUUGGUCAAUUUUCUGACAAAGGAUAAAACCAUUUCACUUCCUGCAUGUGCAGCACAGAUGCUUCUCUUUGUUAUUUUUGGGACCACGGAAUCAUUUCUCUUGGCAGCAAUGGCUUAUGACCGCUAUGUGGCCAUCUACAACCCCCUGCUGUAUUCAGUAAGGAUGUCACCCAGAGUCUAUGUUCCACUCAUCAUUGCUUCCUAUGUUGGUGGCACUUUAAAUGCCAUGGUACAUACUGUGGCCACGUUUAGGCUGUCCUUCUGUGGAUCCAAUGUAAUUAGGCACGUGUUCUGUGAUAUCCCUCCUCUCCUCGCUAUCUCCUGUUCUGAUACUCACACAAACCAGCUUCUACUCUUCCUCUUUGUUAGCUUCAUUGAGGGGGUCACCCUCCUGAUUGUCCUCAUCUCCUAUGGCUUCAUCCUCUUGGCCAUUCUGAGGAUGCAUUCUGCCCAAGGGAGGAGGAAAGUGUUCUCCACGUGUGGCUCCCACCUUACCGGAGUGUCCAUUUAUCAAGGGACAGUCCUCUUCAUGUACGUGAGACCAAGUUCCAGCUAUGCCUUGGAGCAUGACAUGGUGGUGUCCAUAUUUUACACCAUUGUGAUUCCCAUGCUGAAUCCCAUCAUCUACAGUUUGAGGAACAAAGAUGUCAAAGAGGCGAUGAGGAGGUUCUCUGAGAGAAAUUGGUGUGUAACUAAAGUGCAUUUUUAG